Messenger RNA from Cetraspora pellucida, 501 nucleotides. The record is from the annotation of a GenBank genome assembly. Lineage: Eukaryota; Fungi; Glomeromycota; Glomeromycetes; Diversisporales; Gigasporaceae.
AUGCAAUCUGAGAUUGAUUCAUUACGACAACGAAUUUCUGAGCUUGAAGCUGAAAAGAUCAAGCUUGAGGCAAAGAAUGCCGAGCAUUUAAAACAGGUUGUGGAAGAGAACACCAAAUGCGAAGUUGAGAAUGUUGGGCUCAAGGCUAGAAUCGAGGAGCUAGAGAAAAAUAAAAUGAAUAAUAUUAAUCUCAAGGCUGAAAAUUAUGAGCUUAAGACCAGAGUUACAAAAUUGGAACGAAAACAGAUCCAGGUUAUUACUAAUGAACAAGAAGCAUCUACAAAAGAUAUUUCGCUACUUAUUGAAAGCCAACUCGAAGGAGAAGAAGCUAUUACUUCCGAUCCUAUACCCGAAAUGGAACAUAGCUCAACCCAAUCCGAAUCUUUAGCAAAGCCUAAAACGUCUGCAACCUCUCCGCCACAAGACAUUAUCGAUGAAGAUUCAGCCGAGACCCUAGAUUUUGUAAAAACGGUAUAUAAUGAAACUGUAAGUAAAGAGUAG